AAUUAUAAGGUACCAUCCAUCGCUCUCCUCAAAAGCUGUGCAAGGCCAGCCAGCUCGCCAACUGCACUCGCCACCAACUACUUACUCCAUUCGAACUCUGUCUGCAACACUGCCUGGGCAGAGCCAAAGCCACCUGAGCCAGAAAGACAACGCAGCAUCUCGACCCCCUGUCACUGUACUCGUCACUCGACCGUCAACUACACUUGGGAACUCCGUGUACCAUGCCAGAAUCUUACUUGAUCACUGGUGGUAAUGGCCUCUUAGGCAGCCACGUCGUUCGGCUGCUCUUGGAACGCGGUGAGACCGCUGUGGCUGUCUUCGACAUUGCGCCGUCAGCAGAUCCUGAUCCACGCGUCAGAGUGUUCUUGGGAGAUAUCACGAACAGGGAGGACCUCGCGCGAGCAGUGAAGGAUAGCAAUCCUACGUGUAUCAUACACACCGCUUCAUUGAUUCAAGGCGCACCGAAGGAUGCGAUGUUUCGGGUCAACGUCGAAGGUACGCGACGCGUGAUAGAGGCGGCCAGGGCGGAAUGGGUGCAAAAGCUCGUGUACACGAGCAGCGCAAGCGUCGUGUUCGACGGCCGCGAUCAAGCAGGCGUAGACGAAAGCGUGCCAUAUCCGGAGGUCCCCUUCGACGACUACAAUGACAGCAAAGCGGUGGCGGAACGCCUGGUAUUGGCCGCGAACGAGGAGGGAGAUUCGGGGCUGAAGACGUGCUCACUACGAGUUGCAGGCCUGUUCGGACCGGGCGACCGCAACGCUCUUCCUGGAUUUAUGGGGGCCCUCCAGGCGGGCCGCACGGGCACGCAGAUCGGCAACAACCAGAACAAGUUCGACUUCACCUACAUCCCGAACGCGGCGUACGCGCACCUUCUCGCCGCAGACCGUCUUUCUCCCUCGCACCCGAAGCACGAUGACGUCACCGGACAGGCAUUCUUCAUCUCGAACGGCGCACCGGUGCCGUUCUGGGACUUCCCCAGGGCGCUGUGGAAAGAGGCGGGCCACGUCCCUACGAAGAUCACCGUCAUCCCGCGGAGCGUGGCGAUGGUGCUCGCGAUGCUCAUAGAGCUCUGGGCGUGGCUCACGGGCACGCAGCCGGUGCUGACGCGCUUUAGGGUCGCAAUGGUGACGGCAACUCGGUGGUGUGAUAUUUCGAAGGCGAGACAAGCGCUGGACUACGAGCCUCAAUACAGUAUGGAGGAGGGAAUACACAAGUCGGUCGAGUGGUGGUUGGAGUCGCAGAGAAGUCGAGAGAAGAAGCUCUGAGCGAGGAGAGGUCUGGCGCUACCCAUUGGGUCAGCUCAUCCUUGCAGCUAUGUCAGAAGUCGGCGCUCGCUCUGACAGGCUUACUCCGCCAUAAAUCCUCUUUCCCGGGUUCUGUCUCAUGGAUUCUGGUAUUGUAGAGCCUUUGAAUAGGGACCCUAUCGCUUAAUCUCACCUCCUUCGAGCUGACUCGAGGCAAGCCAUUCACUAAUACUCUGAAUGGUUCGCUCGGGAUGCCUCUGUUGAGAGGAUUUCACAUAUGUAGAACCAGUUAUAACGAGGGCGCCUCCUUCUGCGCCUGGCGCGAAAUUGAAUUCGAACAGCAUGAGAUGGA
Fomitopsis serialis is the source of this 1596-nucleotide messenger RNA. RefSeq lists its product as uncharacterized. The record is from RefSeq and is a predicted model, not a curated record. NCBI's taxonomy places the organism in Eukaryota, Fungi, Basidiomycota, Agaricomycetes, Polyporales, Fomitopsidaceae. The transcript is spliced from 4 exons. Gene Ontology annotation, molecular function: 3-beta-hydroxy-Delta5-steroid dehydrogenase (NAD+) activity. The coding region runs from base 222 to 1265 and encodes 347 amino acids. Gene Ontology annotation, biological process: steroid biosynthetic process.